Lottia gigantea (owl limpet) is the source of this 1446-nucleotide messenger RNA. RefSeq lists its product as hypothetical. The transcript is spliced from 3 exons. The record is from RefSeq and is a predicted model, not a curated record. NCBI's taxonomy places the organism in Eukaryota, Metazoa, Mollusca, Gastropoda, Lottiidae. Gene Ontology annotation, molecular function: dolichyl pyrophosphate Glc2Man9GlcNAc2 alpha-1,2-glucosyltransferase activity. Gene Ontology annotation, biological process: protein N-linked glycosylation; dolichol-linked oligosaccharide biosynthetic process. Gene Ontology annotation, cellular component: endoplasmic reticulum. Bases 1 to 1401 code for a protein of 466 amino acids.
AUGAAAGACGUGUUCACCGGCAUAGCCGGUGCAGUUUUCGCAAUUAUUUCGAUUGUCCCGUUUCAUUUAACCAAUAACGCUCAACCUUCACCUUAUAUGGACGAAAUCUUCCAUGUUCCCCAAGCCCAAAGGUUUUGUGAUGGGAACUUUAGCUACUGGGAUCCUAUGAUAACAACACUACCUGGUUUAUACUUGUCAUCUUUAGUUAUCCUAAAACCAUUGACCCUAAUACCUAGUACCAACAUAGUCUGUUCUACACACAAUCUUAGAGCUGUUAAUAUCAUCUUUAUGACCUUAAAUAUGAUAUUGCUAUAUCUUAUAAUCCAGAAACUACACUCUAAAAAUAAGAUAAUCUCCAGAUCAAUGAUAAUAGCAAAUGCUUGGAUUCUGUCAUUUUUCCCCAUUUUGUAUUUCUUUACAUGGCUGUAUUACACAGACCCUGGUGCAGUAUUUUUUACACUGCUCAUGUACUAUUUAAAUUUAUGUGAUCACCAUUUUCUCUCUGCCAUGGCUGGUGUUUUUGCUGUUGUGUUUCGGCAGACGAACAUCGUGUGGGUGAUUUUUGUCAUGGGAUUGGCUAAAGGGAGACAACUACUAAAAUUUAUAGCUGAAGAAAAGAAAGAUAUUUCUAAAAUGUCUGAUUUUAAAGUUUUAUACACAAUCUUUAAUUUAUAUUUGAAAACUUUACGUUUUAAACCAUCUAGAGCUUUUGAACUCAAGUGGAAUAUUCUCAAGUCUUGUUUUUGGUACAUGAUUGUUUUGUUUGGAUUUGCCUCGUUUGUUUAUAUUAAUGGAAGUAUUGUGGUUGGAGACAAGAGUCAUCAUUCAGCUUGUUUUAAUAUUCCACAGAUUUUCUACUUUUUGUCUGUAACUUUAGUGUUUUCAAUCAUGCAUCUAGCCAGUCCGUCAAAACUGAUAUACUUUUUCAGGUUUUCAAUUCAGAGUCCCGUUCGCGUCUCAUUAUUCGUAUUGUUAUCAUAUUACGCCAUCACUCAUUAUACAUAUGUUCAUGAAUAUUUAUUAGCUGACAAUCGACAUUAUCCAUUUUACGUCUGGAUGAAAAUAUAUCGUCGUCAUGACUACGUGAAAUAUGGACUUAUCCCAGUGUAUUUAUAUAGUGCAAUUUCUGUUUCUAGAUUGCUGGAAACAAGAGACAUUUUCUGGAAAUUGUGUUUUGUAAUUUGUCUAUUUGCAUGUACAGUUCCUCAAAAGCUUUUAGAAUUUCGUUAUUUCAUUAUUCCAUAUCUAAUUUUCCGAGUGAACAUUUCAGUAACUUCUAAAUUUAAACUAUUUAUAGAAUUUUUAUUAUAUACAACUGUUAAUAUCCUCACUGUGUAUAUCUAUUUAUUCAAAACGUUUAAAUGGGAAAAUUCAGUAGAACUACAACGAUUCAUGUGGUAAUGCUAUGUAAUGUUAAAUUGCUUCUUAAUUAAAUUGUUAUCAGUU